AUAUUCAAGACAUGUUUCAGGGCAGACGUAAACAUUUUACAAGUGGUUACGUGAAGGCAGCGUCGACGUGUGGUCGACGUUGUCGUCCGUGUUGGACUGUGCUGUGGUUUGAUAUGAACCAAAGUAAAUCCGGAAAUAUUUAUUCGGACAAACCAUAAAAAACUAGUUAGCCCGCACUUAUUAGAAUUUCUUCGUUAGCUAGCUAGCUAGCGAUGCAUUUUCGUCAGAUUUUGCGGACACAGUUCGUCGGAACGACUCGUCUCAAUCGUUUGCACCGCGUUUGUCGAGCUGAGGUACCUGCUCUAAAAGUAAACCAAGUUGUUGUCAUCCUCAUAAACAUUUUCUUUUCAGUAACUGCAGCAGAGCAUGUUGACAGCUGCCCUACCAACCCUGGUGGUGGCUGUGGGAAACCUUCAGUGCCUUACCACCAAGAGAGACCACUGUGCACCAAAAGCGACGAAGUGAGGCUGGCAGAGGAGGCUAGCAAGAAGUAUGGCUCCCCAGCUCCAACCAUCUUCUCCAAAGUGAUUGACAAAAGUAUCCCUGCGGAUAUUAUAUAUGAAGAUGAGAAGUGUUUGGCAUUCAGGGAUAUCACUCCACAAGCCCCGGUUCAUUUCCUGGUCAUUCCAAGGGUCCCGAUUCCCAGAAUAAGUGAGGCCAAAGAUGAUGAUGCUCAACUCUUAGGACAUUUGUUGGUUGUCGCCAAGAAUGUGGCAAAGCAAGAAUCUCUAAAUGAGGGAUACAGAGUGGUGAUCAACGAUGGAAAGCACGGUUCUCAGUCAGUUUACCACCUUCACAUCCAUGUCCUGGGAGGGAGACAGAUGAUGUGGCCACCAGGAUAGUGGUUUUAUGUGCCUGUUCAUGCUUCUGUUAGUAUCCCAUGAGUGUGACAUGAUGGAUGUAGGUCAUCCAGAGGUUCGCGUUCUCACCCCAUUUUCUUUUCAAAAACUUACUUAAUCACACAGAAUGUGACAUGUAAAAAUGUUGAUCUUGACAAAUGUAAACUAGUAUAAAGACUUAAGACCGAAUGUUUGAUAUGGCUACAAAUAAAGACACUUUAUAACAUGGAAA
Messenger RNA from Scatophagus argus, 1071 nucleotides. RefSeq names its product histidine triad nucleotide binding protein 2 (gene hint2). The coding region runs from base 213 to 842 and encodes 209 amino acids. Gene Ontology annotation, molecular function: hydrolase activity. The transcript is spliced from 5 exons. The record is from RefSeq and is a predicted model, not a curated record. Gene Ontology annotation, cellular component: cytoplasm; mitochondrion. Lineage: Eukaryota; Metazoa; Chordata; Actinopteri; Scatophagidae.